Messenger RNA from Liolophura sinensis, 1128 nucleotides. RefSeq names its product cyclic GMP-AMP synthase-like receptor 1. The transcript has a single exon. The coding region runs from base 1 to 1128 and encodes 375 amino acids. NCBI's taxonomy places the organism in Eukaryota, Metazoa, Mollusca, Polyplacophora, Chitonida, Chitonidae. The record is from RefSeq and is a predicted model, not a curated record.
AUGUUUAAUAAUACAUCCCAGUCAAGAUUUGAUGGCCGCUACAGAGCGGAACUUCAACCACUUCUUGUGGAGUUUUACAAAAACUUUGCCAAACCCAAGCCUGCACCGAAGCUAGAUGAGCUCAGAACAGUGGUUAAGAAAAUCCUCAACCGCGUGAGAGAAAAAGAUGCGAGAUUUCAUUGUGAAGUUCACGAUGUUGGCAGUGUGGCUUCUGGCCUUUCGGCCGUCGUAGCCUGUGAAUUUGACAUUUUGCUCUGCGUAGACAUUCCUGGUUCGGAUGAGGAGUCUGCCCUUUCGCCUGGCUACGCUAGGUUCAAAUUGACAGCAUCGAGCGCUCGGACAUGGAGUGAUGUCAGGACUGGUGGGUAUUUAAACCCCCGAAAAAUCACCGAUUUGUUUCAGCGCCAUGUGGACGAGGUUGUAUCGAGCAUGAGAGGCCACUUGCACGGGAGUUACUGUGUUGGCGGACAAAGCACAGUGGCAACCACUGUAUCAACGAAGGAAAACGGUUUCAAACACAAAGCCGAUCUGGUGUUGGCUGUAAAAUGCGUUGGUUGGCCUUCCUCAGCGAAUCCAGACAUCCCUCAGGAUGCAUAUGACAAGCGAUGGCCAAGCGCAGAAGCCAUUUCAAGGAUAAAAGCAAACGGUUACGAGUUGGUCGCCAAAUACGUAAAUGAAUCAACUCCUGGAAUUGGAGACACUGGCCCUGAUGUAGAACUCUUGUGGCGCCUUUCUGUGUCGAGGGCAGAAACUUUACUUUUGAAAACCAUCGAUGCAGAUGGGCCAGAAUUAAGACUGUGUCACAAAGAGUGUCUAAUUAUCUUCAAAGCACUCCGAUUACAUCAUUUGGUAACGACGAGUCGGGGCGUUCCCAGUGCUGACAUGACGAUACUCUUGACAUCUUACCAUCUGAAGACGUUGCUUCUUCACCAAACCCAAACCCAUCCUAAUAAUUACCAGUGGACUGACGACAAACUUGCCGAACGUUUUAUCUCCUUUAUAGAUACCAUUUUCUGGAGGGUUUCUUUCGAAGAUUUGUCACCGUUCUUCUUCCCUAAGAUCAAUCUGUUUAAAAACCGUGGAAUUAUGUUUGGAGGAUUAUGGAAGAAGCUUAUCAUCAAACUAUAA